UUUUCCUUUGGAAAAACAAUACCCAGAAGCUAAAUUUUGUAAAUUUGCAAUCCAUUUUCUCUACUGAAUCUUCUACAGUCUUUCAGGAUUUGGAGAAUCAGAAAAGUUCUAUUUUAUUUGUCCUUUUUAUAAAAAGGUCAAUAAACAAAUUCCUUCAAAGAAAAGCAGCUCUCUCUCUCUUUCACACACACAGAGAGAGGACCGGAAGAAGGAAUCAUCAUCUUCUUGUGCGUGAUCAGCAUUUCAUUUUGGAAGCAGUAAGUGCCACGCCUUUUCUCAUGUGUGAUCGGUGAUCAUAGGCGUCAUGGGUAAAUCACAUCCAUAGCAUAGAAUCUCUAUUUUGUCUUCUUGUAUUUUAUACAAACAUGUGCCCUGCAUGCUCAUUGCUUCUUUUUUUUUUUGAAGCACCUUACUUCUAGUACUUGAUUUUGGUUUUUUUUUUUUUUUUUUUUUUCAUUCAAGGAAGUGAAAAGAAAGAGGGAAAAUUUUUGCUCUUACAGUAGUAUGAUGCUGAUGAUUGAAUUUUGAGAUUAUUGUUGAACCAGUUUUUGGUUUUUCCCCAAUUCUAUUAUAUAUAUAUAUUUUUUAAUUUGUUUGUAAAUUUAAGUCUCUGUGGUGUGGAUUUUUUCAUUUUUAUUUUUUGCUUUAGUGAUUUCUGCUUAGUUAAACCUUGAAGUUGUUAUUGGAAAAUCUUCCAUUUGUGCAGAAAAUGGGUCUUCCUGCAAUGAAUUUGUUUGGACUUGUUAUGGGUUUUCACUUUUUUUACAAAUACAUUUUUUAAUCGUGGACACUAGUUUUUUUUCUGCAGAAAUUAUUUCACUUGUUUACAGUUUUAUCUAAUCUGCUGUAAUCAAUGAAAUUUUUAUACUUUUUGAAUUGAACUUGUAGUUGGAUUGAGUAUAGAAGUUUUUUUCUCGGAUUCCAAAUAAAGCAUUAAAGAAAAAUUCAGAAUUUAUAUUAUUGAUGGAACAAGUUUAAAUAAUUCGUUGAGUUUCAUAACAGGAUCCUCAAAGCAUACUUGGUAGCCUGCCAUGUCUCCAGAUACAACCACUUUAAGUUACUGGUUGAACUGGAGGUUCUCCAUCUGUGCAUUAUUUAUCUCACUUGCUAUGAUAUUUGCUGCAAUUCUAAUAUGGAAGUAUGAAGGAUCAAGGAAAUCACAAUCUGAGAGGAGAGAAAAUCAGCAAGAAAGAGUGGGAGCUUUAUAUGAGGAUGAAGCUUGGAAGACAUGUCUAAGAGGACUUCAUCCUGCUUGGUUGCUUGGUUAUAGGAUUAUUUCUUUCAUUAUCAUGUUCUCACUUAUCACAGCAAAUUCCAUUGUUGACGGAGUUGGCAUUUUUUACUUCUACACUCAGUGGACUUUUACUUUGGUCACAAUAUAUUUUGCGCUUGGAUCUGCAAUUUCCAUUUAUGGGUGUUGCAAAUAUUGCAAUGGACACUACAACUACCAUACUUCUCAUGAGAAUAUAGAUUCAGAUCGAGGCAACUAUACAGCUCCCUCACCUGGGGAAACUGCAGAUAGAUGUGACUGGCCCAAAAGUCUAGAUGUGAAUGGAGAGCCUCAAGGUCGUGUAACUUCUGGUCCAUGGGGCUAUAUUUUUCAAAUUAUUUUUCAGAUUUCUGCAGGUGCUGUGGUGCUCACUGAUAUUGUGUUCUGGUUUAUUCUUUAUCCAUUUGUAUUGUCCAAAGCUUAUAAUCUCGAUUUUCUAAAUGCUUGCAUGCACUCGGUCAACGCCGUCUUACUCCUUGGGGACACAUUUUUGAAUUGUUUGAGGUUCCCCAGCUUUCGGAUUGCAUAUUUUAUUUUCUGGACCAGUAUAUUUGUCAUCUUUCAAUGGAUCAUCCAUGCUUGUGUUUCAAUGUGGUGGCCAUAUCCAUUUCUCGACUUGUCAUCCCCAUAUGCUCCCUUAUGGUACAUAGGAGUGGGGUUGAUGCAUAUACUUUGCUAUGGCAUAUUUGCUUUGAUAAUUAAGCUAAAAAAUUAUUGGUUGACGAGAUCAUAUCCUGAGUCUUAUCAGGGUUUUAGUUGAGAAAAGGAACUGCAAUUGGCUAACACCACACAGUUAUUCUUUAUGGGUUUUGUAAUUAUAAUCGUUGGUUGCUGAACGAAAUCAUUAUUUUUGAGAGAGGAGCAGCUGUGGAGUAAAGUUGAUCUUGAGUGGCUUACACAAGUUUUCUUAUGAAUUAUUGAAUAUAUGAUCUAUUUCCUCUUGUAAGUUCUUCCAGUGGGCUUUGGAAGUAUUUGCAGUCGAAUAUUGUUUCUAUCCUUGAAUGAUUUUAAUGUAGAAUUGUCAAGGCGAAUUCUACAUAUUUUAAACUCAUAUGAAUGUAAGUUUAUCAAUUAUUAAAUACAAUAUUUAUAUUUUACUUCA
Messenger RNA from Manihot esculenta (cassava), 2372 nucleotides. RefSeq lists its product as uncharacterized. Gene Ontology annotation, cellular component: membrane. The transcript is spliced from 8 exons. Lineage: Eukaryota; Viridiplantae; Streptophyta; Magnoliopsida; Malpighiales; Euphorbiaceae. The coding region runs from base 1032 to 2030 and encodes 332 amino acids. The record is from RefSeq and is a predicted model, not a curated record.